Zygotorulaspora mrakii is the source of this 1284-nucleotide messenger RNA. RefSeq lists its product as uncharacterized. NCBI's taxonomy places the organism in Eukaryota, Fungi, Ascomycota, Saccharomycetes, Saccharomycetales, Saccharomycetaceae. Gene Ontology annotation, molecular function: D-mannose binding. The coding region runs from base 1 to 1284 and encodes 427 amino acids. The transcript has a single exon. Gene Ontology annotation, cellular component: COPII-coated ER to Golgi transport vesicle; endoplasmic reticulum membrane; Golgi membrane. The record is from RefSeq and is a predicted model, not a curated record. Gene Ontology annotation, biological process: Golgi organization; endoplasmic reticulum to Golgi vesicle-mediated transport; endoplasmic reticulum organization.
AUGAGAUUUGUAAAGAGCUUAGGAACCAUAGUAAGUAUACUAGCUCUUGUUAGUGCUCAUCCAACCGAACAUGCGGAUACAAUAGAUCUCAAUACAGACUUUUCACUCGUUGAUCUGGUGAAAGGCAAGGAAAUCCCAUCCACCUGGACGCUGGGUGAUUCGUCUGUGUUGGAAGAAGGAAGAAUCAGAUUGACACCAGAUCAAAAGAGUAAGGGAUCGCUAUGGGGGAAGAAUACCUAUCAGUUAAAAGACUCUUUCUCCCUAGAGUGGACUUUCAGAAGCGUCAAUUAUGACGGUGUAAGCAAAGGUGGACUUUCUUUUUGGUUUUUAUCUUCUUCAGACUCGAAACUUCCCCUUGAAAAAAGUUUUUAUAAUGGGCCUUCGAAGUUUGAUGGUUUACAACUUUUAGUGGACAAUAACGGGCCUCUAGGUCCUACAUUGAGGGCUCAGUUCAAUGAUGGUGUACAGACUUUCACAGACGACAAUGUUUAUGAUAACACGUUUGCUUCCUGUCUGCUGGGAUAUCAGGAUUCUUCUGUUCCUUUAACAGUUCGUCUAACUUAUGACAGAAAUUACAAUAAUUUUUUGAAGGUUCAGAUUGACAAUCGCGUUUGUUUUCAGACUAGAAAGGCUAAGCUGCCCGCAGGUAAUUAUUUUGUUGGUGCCACAGCUGAUAAUAGCGACACUGAUGAAUCUUUCGAAAUUUUAAAGGUCCAAAUGUAUGACGCUGCUACCGAAGUAUCAUUGAUCCCUAAUGUGAAUCCCCAGCCGCAACCUAAGGUUUUGACAAAGAUCAUCGAUGAGGCUACAGGCGAAACAAGCUUACUCGAAAAAGACGUUUAUGAUGCCCAACAUGAUAAAGUUUCCAACUUUGAGAUCUAUAAGAAACUGGAUAAAGUUGAAGGUAAAAUUUUGGCCAACGAUAUUCAUUCUUUAAAAGUCCAACUGGAGGAGAUUUCUAAAUCCCAGGCAGAGACAAUAAAGCUAGUGGCACAAUUAAGCCAAGCUCUACAAAAUGUAGGUACCCAAUCAGCCCCAACGAAGGAUGAAGAUAACAAGGAUUAUAAGAACUUUUUCGCAGUUAAUGAAAAACUGGAGAAAAUGUUAGAGGAAGCUAAGAAACUCAGAGAAUCGUCUAGUCAUUCUGGUUAUGCAGGACCUCAUGUUGAUGAAAUUGCAAAAAAAUUAGCUAUUUGGAUUGUUCCCUUGAUAAUAAUCAUGCUAAUCAUGGCAUAUUACACAUUCAGAAUCAGACAAGAAAUUGUGAAAACAAAAUUACUGUAA